Molecule: messenger RNA, 515 nt
Organism: Mastomys coucha (southern multimammate mouse)
Lineage: Eukaryota; Metazoa; Chordata; Mammalia; Rodentia; Muridae
Product: lymphocyte antigen 6A-2/6E-1-like
Exons: 5
Coding region: 111-515 (134 amino acids)
Biological process (GO): acetylcholine receptor signaling pathway
Cellular component (GO): plasma membrane
Molecular function (GO): acetylcholine receptor binding; acetylcholine receptor inhibitor activity
Source: RefSeq, a predicted model, not a curated record
GAGCUAAGGGAAAGUACAGUACUUACUGCAGUCCACAUCUGAGAGACCUUGCCACUGUGCCUGCAGCCUGGUCAGAGAGGAAGUUUUAUCUGUGCACCCCUUCUGUGAGGAUGAACAAUUCUCACGCUGCGAAGUCCUGUAUGCUCAUCCUCCUUGUGACCCUACUGUGUGCAGAAAGAGCUCAGGGGCUGAAGUGCUACAAUUGCCUGGGGGUCCCACUUGAGACUUCCUGCAAUUCAACUACCUGCACCUACUCUGAUGGAUUCUGUGUUACUCAGGUGGUAGAAGUUGUUGUGGAUUCUCAAACAAACAAAGUAAAGAACAGCAUGUGUCUUCCCAUCUGCCCUGCUGAUCUGGAGAAUAUUGAGAUCCUGCGUUCUACCAUCAACGUGAAGACUUCCUGUUGCAAGGCAGACCUCUGCAAUGCAGCCAUUCCCACAGGAGGCUGCACCUGGACCAUGGCAGGGGUGCUUCUGUUCAGCCUGGGCUCAGUCCUCCUGCAGACCUUGCUGUGA